CUAAACACGGAAGAAAAGGGGAAUGGAUAGGAUGAAAAGGUGGGGUCAAGAAAAACACUCCACACUAUCUACGAUUGUACCAAGUUAGUCUCUCUCUCCCUCUCUCAAUCUUUCUCUAUGCGAUUGGGGAGCAUUUAGCAUCAAAUUAUACCGCUGCAAAAGGAUGCCAUUAAUGGCGUGUGGGAGCAUUUUGAAUUGGACUAACAGUGGAUUAUCCCCGGGUUGUGUAUUUGGCAAUAUACAAUCAGCCAAUCCUAAAAGAGUGUUCAGAACGAGUGUUGGUGCUGGAGUGCAAUCAUCAAAUGCUAUUGAGCGUCAAGGCCAGUGUAGUGUAGUGAAUCGCAGAAACUUAAUUAACAUAGGGGUUGGACUUUUAUGGCUCCACAGUGGCUCUGCUUUGGUUGAAGCAGCUGGAUUACCUCCAGAGGAUAAACUAACACUAUGUGAUGAGUCAUGUGAGAAAGAGCUUGAAAAUGUACCCAUGGUAACUUCUCCAUCUGGCUUGCAAUACAAGGAUAUUAAAGUUGGCCGAGGACCUAGUCCUCCUGUUGGAUUUCAGGUAGCUGCAAACUAUGUUGCCAUGGUUCCUUCUGGCCAAAUAUUUGACAGUUCACUGGAGAAAGGGCAGCCUUACAUUUUCCGGGUAGGCUCUGGUCAGGUCCUAAAGGGGCUAGAUGAAGGAGUCCUCACCAUGAAAGUUGGGGGGAAACGUCGCCUCUACAUCCCCGGACCACUGGCAUUUCCGAAAGGAUUGACAUCAGCACCGGGAAGGCCACGCAUACCUCCUAGCAGCCCAGUGAUCUUUGAUGUUAGUCUUGAGUACAUUCCAGGCAUUGAUGAGGAUGAGGAGUAAGGUUCAUCUUCUUCAUCAAAACGUACCCUCUCAAUCCCCUUUGGUUUAUUUUUGUUUAAAAUUCAUUCAUGUAAAAUGGGGAACAUUGUAAUCCUGUAAUGUUCCCUUGUGGAAUGCGAAAUUCGGGCAGUCGGGCUAACAAGUCCGUUAUUACGUUAUACGGAGUACUAUAUAUCCAAAUUUACAACAUAACACCUCAAAUGCAGACAAAAAUGAAUUUAUUUAUAUCCA
Cuscuta campestris is the source of this 1084-nucleotide messenger RNA. Lineage: Eukaryota; Viridiplantae; Streptophyta; Magnoliopsida; Solanales; Convolvulaceae. The record is from the annotation of a GenBank genome assembly.